Neopelma chrysocephalum (saffron-crested tyrant-manakin) is the source of this 975-nucleotide messenger RNA. Its product is annotated as zinc finger protein 239-like. Gene Ontology annotation, biological process: regulation of transcription by RNA polymerase II. Gene Ontology annotation, molecular function: RNA polymerase II cis-regulatory region sequence-specific DNA binding; DNA-binding transcription factor activity. Bases 1 to 975 code for a protein of 324 amino acids. Lineage: Eukaryota; Metazoa; Chordata; Aves; Passeriformes; Pipridae. The transcript has 4 exons. The record is from RefSeq and is a predicted model, not a curated record.
AUGGAGGAGGAGGCUGCGAGGAAGAGGAAGAUGCCGCGGGCCCCCCAGGCAGGCCCCGAGCUGAAAACAGAGAGCCCGGAGGACAAAUCCCCCCGGCGGACCCUGGUGGGAGAGGCCGUUUUGAAGGGCUCCACGGUGCAGGAAGGCAGCGGGGAGGAAAAGGGCUGGAGAUCUCCCCGCAGGAGGGGCUCCAAAGCCAGCCCAGGGUGCUCUGAGGAGGAAAGACCCAGCCUGUGCCCGGAAGGCGGCCAGAGCUUGAGACGGACCUCCAACCUGGCGGUCCCUGAGCAGCCUCCCAGCAGGGAGAAACCCUUCGAGUGCUUGGAAUGUGGGAAGAGCUUCAGGAAGAGCUUCAACCUCCUCACCCACCAGCGCAUCCACACUGGGGGACGACCCUACAAGUGCUUGGAAUGUGGUAAGAGGUUUAAGACCAGUGCACAUCUCGUCAUGCAUGAGCAGACGCACAAGGAUGAGAGGCCCUUCCGCUGCACCGACUGCCGGAAUGGCUUCAAGCAGAACUCCACCCUCGUCAGGCACUGGCGCAUCCACACUGGGGAGAGGCCCUACAAGUGUGGGGAGUGUGGGAAGGGCUUCAGGAAGAGCUCUGACCUGAUCCAACACCAGCACAUCCACACUGGGGAACGGCCCUACUCGUGUGGGGAAUGUGGGAAGAGCUUCAAGCUUCACUCCCACCUCCUCAUCCACCAGCGCAUCCACACUGGGGAACGGCCCUACAAGUGCUUGGAAUGUGGGAAGAGGUUUCAGACCAGCUCACAUCUCCUCCUGCACCAGCGGACGCACACAGAUCAGAGGCCCUUCCGCUGCACCGACUGCGGGAAGGGCUUCAACCGGAACUCCACCCUCGUCAGGCGCCGGCGCAUCCACACUGGGGAGAGGCUCUACAAGUGUGGGGAGUGUGGGAAGAACUUCCUCAGGAGCUCUAACUUGACCUCACACCAACAGACCCACAAGUAA